Messenger RNA from Acaulospora colombiana, 966 nucleotides. The record is from the annotation of a GenBank genome assembly. Lineage: Eukaryota; Fungi; Glomeromycota; Glomeromycetes; Diversisporales; Acaulosporaceae.
AUGAAGUUAAACGGAUUUUCUUUGGAGAUCCUUGUUAAUGGUGAACCGCUCGCCGAAUUCAGCGAGUCCGUGUCCAAACUCAAAAAGAGCAUGACUACAGGACCUUCAUACACUCGUAAGAGUAUAACUGCGCCUGAAGAUCCAAGUCCCGUGACAAAUUAUGCUGCUGUUCAAGAAUUUGGCACAAGAUAUGCCGUUAGAUUUUCCGCACCUCCUCUAAGUUGUAGCAGGGAUGAUCCUAUUAAGGUUUUUUUGUAUGUGGACGGCGAGUAUGAUUAUUCUUACACAGAUAUUAAUCCAGAGAAGCUUAAUGAGACGCGCACAUGUUUCUGGAGUAAAACUAGGGACAAAAUAUAUUAUUUCAAAUUUAACCCGACAAUCUGGUCAGAAGAAGAUAAUAAUAGCUUUCUAUCAUCUGAAAAAACCUCUCUCUUUGGUGGCCCAGGCGCCAUAUCUGUUUAUUUCUAUCGUGCCCAACGUAUUGCAUGGAAUGUCGCCCCUCCACCAGAUUACAACGUCGAGCCAGCGGUCGUUCCGGAGAAUAAUAACACGAGGGCAAUCAAGCUCUCAACGCAAUAUGAUGUUCAAUCUGUGCCCAACCCGUCAAUCACGCGAUUUGACACAUAUUUACAAGAACACGGUCCACCUCUGGCCGUCCUUCACUUACACUAUCGUGCUGCGGCCUGGCUACGAGCACGUGGACAUUAUGUUCCAUAUCCUCGUAGAUCGCAAGCGAUUAGCGGGGAAAGGCCAUUUAUUGAAGUAGAAGACGAUCAAAGUUCUGUGAAAAUUAAACAGGAAGGUGUGACCAUCAAGGAUGAGCCGGAUGUCGACAGUAACGCUACGAGAGCUAGCGCAAAAAGAAGGAAAAAAAGUUUGACCCCUGAAAUAAUUGUUCUUAGCUCGGAUGACGAAGGUAAUGCCAGUAACUCCAAAAAGGCGCGAAUCCUUAAUAACAACUAUUGA